AUGGCCACCAAUUAUCCCGCCCUUGCAACUCCGUCCCGUGUCACCGCGGAUUUCUCUCUUGUCCCGAUUGGGUCUCAGACUGCCUCCUUCUCCCAGCAGAUUGCUGAAAUCCAGCGUCUGCUCACCUGGUCCGGUCUCAAGUACCAGAUGACCGCUACUGGAACUACCAUUGAAGGACCAUGGGAUCAGGUUUCCCAGGUGAUUGGAUACGCCCACACCUUGGUUCACCAGGCUGGUAUUGCGAGAAUCCAGACCGAUAUUCGCAUGAUGACGAGAACCGACAAGGUGCAGCCGAUGGAGGGUAAUAUUGCCUCUGUGGAGAGAAUCCUGUCGGCGGCUUAAUUAUCUAUCGAGUAGAUCUAUAAACAGAGCCCACUAGACUGAUCAAUGG
Aspergillus wentii DTO 134E9 is the source of this 391-nucleotide messenger RNA. RefSeq names its product thiamine-binding protein. Gene Ontology annotation, cellular component: cytosol. The transcript is spliced from 4 exons. The record is from RefSeq and is a predicted model, not a curated record. NCBI's taxonomy places the organism in Eukaryota, Fungi, Ascomycota, Eurotiomycetes, Eurotiales, Aspergillaceae. The coding region runs from base 1 to 342 and encodes 113 amino acids.